This is a messenger RNA of Pleuronectes platessa (European plaice), 1142 nucleotides long. It is a transcript of the gene mnx2b, whose product is annotated as motor neuron and pancreas homeobox 2b. The transcript is spliced from 3 exons. The coding region runs from base 1 to 1005 and encodes 334 amino acids. Gene Ontology annotation, molecular function: DNA-binding transcription factor activity, RNA polymerase II-specific; DNA binding. The record is from RefSeq and is a predicted model, not a curated record. Gene Ontology annotation, biological process: regulation of DNA-templated transcription. Lineage: Eukaryota; Metazoa; Chordata; Actinopteri; Pleuronectiformes; Pleuronectidae.
AUGGAGAAAUCUAAAAACUUCCGGAUCGACGCCCUGCUCGCCGAUGAGACAAACCGGGGGAGCAGCCGCGACCUGUCCCCGGGUCUGAGCAGCGACAGCCCCGCCGGCAGCCCGCUCUCCUGCCGCCGCGGCGACACCCCGUCCCCGCGGGCAUCGCACCUUCAGACCGGAAUAAUCCACAAACCGGGCAUCCUCAACCUCCCGCACCCAGGACUCGCCUCACUGCCACACGGGGCGAUUCCCGGCAUGUACCCAGCACCCAUGUACCCGUUAUCGGCGCUGGGUGGCCAGCACCCCGCGUUCGCUUACACCGGCUUCACACAUCUGACCCACAGCUACCCGGAGCACCUGAAGGCGGCGGCCAUGGCGGGGUCCCUGCCCCUGGAGCACUGGAUCCGCGCCGGGAUCAUGAUGCCACGACUUCCCGAUUACAGCACGGGCCCUCAGUCCGGUCUGCUGGGGAAGUGCCGGAGGCCCCGCACCGCCUUCACCAGUCAGCAGCUCCUGGAGCUGGAGAACCAGUUCAAACUCAACAAGUACCUGUCCAGACCCAAACGCUUUGAAGUGGCCACCUCCCUCAUGCUGACCGAGACACAGGUCAAGAUCUGGUUCCAGAAUCGCAGGAUGAAGUGGAAGCGCAGCAGGAAGGCGAAGGAGCAGGCCAGCGCCUCGGCCCAGUCUGACACCGAGCGACUACGCAGCGGAGGAAAAACAGCCAAAGACAAAACCGACGAGAGCAGGCGAGCUGUGACUCCUGAUGACGGGGGGAUAGAUCUUGACAUGGAGGAUGGAGAGGAGGAGGAAGAGGAUGAGGACGAGGAGGAGGAGGAAGAGGAGGUGGAAGGCAAGAACGGUUUUCCUGUAGCUAUGGGCAAUGGCAUUGGGAUGCCACGAUCCACAGACUUCGGAUACAAUCCCCACAGCCCCUUCUCUGAUGAGGAGCUGGAGGGGGUGCAGGGAGGAGGAGGAGGAGGAGGUGACAGAAAGAUUGGAGCAGGACUGUGAAACCAGAAAACACUGGUUUGGUCUCCUGAGCGUUACAGACUGGGAUUCUAGAGGAGACACAUUUCCAGACCUGAAGACUUUGUCUCGUCUGCUCUGUGAAUGUUGACGUGUUUCCAAUCGGGACGUUUGCUGGAACC